GCUGAAAGGGACUUCCAGCCCACCGCCGACUUCUCGGGAGUUUUCAGAGCUCGGUGGGAGAGAUGAGGAGCUGCUCUCUCCUUCAUGACGGAGUGAAGACGAGAUAAAAUAAAUAAAUAAAAAAAUCAACGGAGAAUGGAGGAAAGACGCAGCCUCUCCGUUUUCACAGCCAUGAAAUGUUCGUCCUUCGAUGCUCGUUUUACUUUCAACUAAUUACGAGGUCCGGGCGUCCAGCGGUGAGUUGCCUCCAGGCUGCCAUGAACGAGAAGUGCGACUGAAAAGAUUUAAAAGUGCGUUGCAUGGGAAGUCAGCUGAAGACACCAGACUCUUCUCUGCAAUGACCUUCAGUGACAGCAACCGUGGUGAUUUGAAGAUGAAUGUCAUACUCCUUCACUACAACCACACUGGAAAGCUGGACCACCGGCUGCUGAGCUCUGACACAAACUCUGGAACUUUGGAUAUCAAAAUCAUCGUCUUCCUCAUCAUUUGCAGCUUCAUCGUUCUGGAGAACCUCACCGUCCUGGUGGCCAUAUGGAGGAACCACAGGUUCCACAACCGGAUGUACUUCUUCAUUGGGAACCUGGCACUGUGUGACCUGCUGGCUGGAGUCUCCUACAUGGUCAACUUGCUCCUCUCUGGGGAUAAGACGUUUGAUCUCUCACCGACUCUGUGGUUUAUUAGAGAGGGCAGCACAUUUGUAGCACUCAGUGCCUCCAUCUUCAGUCUUUUGGCCAUCGCCAUAGAGAGACACCUGACUAUGAUCAAAAUGAGACCUUAUGAUGCCAACAAGAACUACAGAGUGUUUCUGCUUAUAGGGACCUGCUGGCUGAUUGCUGUGAUCCUGGGAGCUUUGCCCAUCUUGGGUUGGAACUGCAUUGGCAAACUCCAAGACUGUUCCACAGUCCUGUCUCUUUACAGCAAGAAAUAUGUAGCUUUCUGCAUCACAGUUUUCAUAACCCUGCUUUUAGCCAUGUCAGUCCUUUAUGCUCGCAUCUACAUCCUGGUAAAAUCCAGCAGCCGAAAGGUGAGUAAGCACAGCAACUCUGAGCACGCUAUGUCCCUUCUGCGCACCGUCAUUAUUGUAGUCGGAGUCUUCAUCGCCUGCUGGACACCCCUCUUCAUCCUGCUCCUGGUGGAUGUGGCGUCUGAGCAGCACUUUCCAGUCCUGUACGAGGCUGACUGGUUUAUAGCACUGGCUGUGCUCAACUCGGCCAUGAACCCAGUCAUCUACACUCUGGCCAGUCGCGAGAUGAGACGGGCCUUCCUGGCUCUGGUUUGUGGCGUUUGCUACAAGAUGAAGGUGUCGGUGAGUGGCAGUGGGAACAGACAGUCCCCUGAGCCCAGCCGGAGCAGGAGCAAAUCAUGGAGCAGUCAGAACAACCAGAACCAGCAGAGGGGCCAGGAGACGGACACUGGAACGAAUAGAGAGGAUGCUCAGGAGGGUGUUUAGAGUGGUGGGGAAAACAGAGAGAAGAGUUCCAGAAAUCAAUCAAAAUGUGGAAAGAUGCUUGAGAAAUGAAGUCAGUUUAACAUGAAGCAAAUCCAAUAUGAAGAUUGGACUAUACAGUUGCUCCUGCACAGAAGUUUCAGUUUGGUGACUAAUGUUUACAUAUCUUAAGCAUCUGUAAUUGAGACCAGCACAGUUACUGAAUGGAAUAACAUUCAGUAACUGUGCUGGUCUCAAUAAUUGAAUGCUGUUACAUUCACUAACUGUGCUGGCAAGUUUUACCUCCUUGUCAAGUCCUGAAAGAAACCGAAUGUGUUCAAAUGGGAUCAUUAAAAUUACAGGCAACUGUUUAGAAUAUAAAGAAAGACCAAAAUUAUUAACAGUGCAUUUCCAGAGAACAGGGCAGCUCAUUACUAGAUAAGAUUUUAGUGAUCAGUAUUGUAACAUCUGAAUAAAUUGUGCCUCCAUUUUGCAACGUGUCUUAGAAAGUGCAAUUAGAGUUCCACAACAAACUGAAGCAUGAUUGUAGGAAUAAAACAGCUAACUGUAUUUAUGGAUGUAUGUGUUAUGCAUUUUUAUAUAUAUCUAUUUACCAGUACCUUGAUUGUAUAUUCCUGAUUGAUAAAGAACACGAGAAACUGCAUCUGUUUCACCUAUUCUGCAUAAUGACGAAUGAGGACGCUAUUAUGAUACCAGGGCUCCCUCUGCUGAUCAGGUGUAGUACUGCUGCAAAUGCAGUUCUUAAUUGUUCUCAUGGUGGAAGUUAGAGCUUGUGUAAAAAUGUAAAGCUGGCAAAUCAAGUAUUUAAGAAAAAUGUGGAUGCUGCAUGCAAAAGAAAGGAGUAUGCAAAAAUAUUUUAGCCUCUUUAUGUGGUGCAAUAUAUCAUCUUCCAAACUCAAAAUAAAAUCUAAAAAAAAAAUUAAAUCUGGAGUCACUGAUGGCAGACCAGUGACAAGUGCACAUAUUUUCUGAGAGCGUUAAUUUUCCCUGUUCUCUGUUUUCCCUGUCCAGUUCUCAGAUCAAAGUUGAAGUGAUUGUGUGGAACUGAAACGUUAUCCAUUCUCCAUUUCAAAGAAUUGAAAAAUAAGGAGUUUUGACAUUUGCACUUGAAAUUAUUAGAUUUCCACAACAAAUUAGUUGUUGGUAAACAAAGCAAACAAAAUCAAUUAAAAUAGCUCAACAGAACACAUUUUAUAAAUGUUACCUCCAAAUAACACCUUAAAUGGCAGCAAGUCUCUAAGUCUUUUCUUUCCGUCAGGUCUCUUUAAUAAAUAGUAGGGACUUGACUGAAUCCAUCUUUACUUCCUUUCCGGUGCCAAAGGAAGCAAAGGACGUCUAAAGCCUCAACAGAGCCACCAGCAUGCUUCUUUCCGGCAGGCGUGGAGUUUUUUUAGUCAAUACUUCAUUUUUCCUUCCUCUUAUAAACCACUGUUCCAUAGUCUAGGUUUGAUUCAUUGCUCCUUAGAACUAGAUGACAAAACCUCUUUGGCCUAGUUACACAGUUGUGAGCAAGUUGGAUCGAACUUUUCUUGUACUUUUGUGUCAGUAAUGGGAUAUGUCUUGAAGUUGAGACAUGAAGCCCUUACUGUGGAAACUAGUAAGGGCUAGUAACCUCAGCUGCUGCUGCCAACAUGUUUUGCUGGAGGUCUUGUACAGUCAGUUGAGGGCUUUUGUGGGCCAACUGCCUCAAGAAUCUCAGCCAUUGUUCAUUUAACAUUGAAAUCACAAACUUGCCUUCUAAUCUUAUCACUUUGAACAUUCAGAACAUUUGCUAUGUGUUGUGUCACUUUCUUGCUUGGACAAGACAAUGAUUGCUUCAUUGAACUUUGGUGACAAUUGUUUUAAAUGAUCCACAUCUUUAACAUAAAAUCAAACAUUCCUGUCCACAGUCCAGGUAUCUGAGGUACUCCAUGUCAAGCACACCUGAUGCUACUAAUGAAGCCAUUGGGUUCCAUGCCGGAGACCACACCUGAUUUGUAAAUAUAUGCCCUUCUGAAAACCUCUACCUAAAGGUUUGAGAAGUUUUGAGGCAGAAAUAGUUCUUAAAAGUAGGACUAAGUGUUUAAUCAGAAUUGGUUGUCAUCGAGCGUGACACAAACAAAUUGAGUCUUCCAUCCAUCCAACCAUUUUCUUACACCCUUGUCCCUAGUGGGGUCAGGAAGAGUGCUGGUGCCUAUCUCCAGCGAACGUUUCGGGCGAGAGGCGUGGUACACCCUGGACAGGUCGCCAGUCUGUCGCAGAAUAAAGUCUUUUUAAUAUUAAUUUUAUUUAGCUGCCUUAACUGUUUUUGAGUCAUUUGUUUAUUGCAAACAUGUGAAAAAUGUACACCUAACUGUGGGUUGAAUAAUUUUCGGUGCAAAUACAUCAGUGCAACUCUUUCUGUAACUAAUGUCAAACGUUUUUAUUCUGAUCUGUCAACAAUCUUAAAUGCAAAAGCUCAAACUAUAAAAAUCAUUCCUGUCUUUUUUUUUUUUCAAUGAAUGUUUUACCUCAACUUGUAACUUGUCAAGAGACGAGAAAAUGUGCAUUGCUGUUUAUUUUCACUACUCAUGUUCAAGACGUUACACCGGAAAUGAAGUUUAUUAUGUUGAAAUAGCGCUCAGUGUUUAGAGUGACUGGAGAAAUCUACCAAAGUGACUGUUUGGUAUGCAUGUUACACUUAGAAGAAAUGACCAGGUUCUUUUCGCAAUACCAAAUCCUGCCAGUCAUCUAUUAAUCUACUUAAUCAAAAAGAAUAAAAGUUAUUUUGGGGUAACUGUGGAUCAGUGAGUAGAAUAGUCAUUUUGCAGUUUGAAAGUUGUGGGUUUGAUUCCAGUGUCUUUCUGCUGCAUGCUGAUGUGCCUUUAGGCAAGGUACUUCAUUCUGCUGGAUGCCUCACAAUCUACUUAUCGGUGUUUGAACGUGUGCGCCUAGUGAGUACUACUAGUUGAAUUUGGCUCUAGUGUAAUAUCUUUUGCCCAGUCAAUAUGCUUAGAAAAGGGCUAAAUAAAUUCAGUUUAGUGAAAGUAACCAAUUUUUCAAAUAUCUACAGGGGUCAGCAUUAAUAAUUUUGAACAUGUAAACAGGUAAAAUGUGAACGCAAAACGUAGACCAACCAAUGUAGGUAAUCUGACACCUUUCCGUCUUGCAAACCUUUCAACCUAAAUGGCAGCACUGUUCUACCGAAACAGAAACAAAUAAUAAUAUUGUGACUAGGUAUUAAUUUUCAAAUAUUAUUUUUAAAUUUUUUUGACACCUGAAUUUUGUACAUUGUUUUCAAAUUUACUGUCACCUUGAAGAAAUAAUAGAAAAAAGGACAGACUUAAACAAGACAUUAGUGUACAGACAUGACUUUUUUGCUAUAGAGCUGAAAAAGGAUAAUUGUGAAGAUUUAGCUCUUUGGUUUUUCUUACAGCAUGUUUAUUUGUAUUUACUGUAUUGUUUACUCAAAUUAAAAAAUAUAU
Molecule: messenger RNA, 4890 nt
Organism: Xiphophorus maculatus (southern platyfish)
Lineage: Eukaryota; Metazoa; Chordata; Actinopteri; Cyprinodontiformes; Poeciliidae
Product: sphingosine 1-phosphate receptor 3-like
Exons: 2
Coding region: 191-1450 (419 amino acids)
Biological process (GO): G protein-coupled receptor signaling pathway
Cellular component (GO): membrane
Molecular function (GO): sphingosine-1-phosphate receptor activity
Source: RefSeq, a predicted model, not a curated record